AUGCCAGAUCUUUGUGUAACAGUUGGACAGAGCUUUGGCCCUGGGUCCUUGAUUUUUAGAAUGGGACAAAGGUCCUGAGGAGUACAAAACUUUUGUUUGGGUGAUUGACCCAGUCCUCACAAAGUGCUGACACGACUAUCUUGCAGGAAGGUAGAGAAAACGGAUUAGAAACAUACCAUAAACGUUUCCAAUACCAGAAAUUCUGGGGAAUAUCUUUGAAGAAAAUUUCUGUUGCAAUGGCAUCAUCCUGUCUACAGAUCUGUGCAUUGCUGCUGGCUUUAGCAGGAUUCACUACAUCACUUGUUACUACCAUGUCCAGCACUUGGAAAGUUUUGGACUCCACAACAGAGGUGGUUGCUGCAGACUGGGUUUCUGAAGGACUUUGGAUGGACUGUGCAGCAACUGCUGUUGGAUCAGUACAGUGCAAGAAAUUUCUCUACAUGCUGAGUUCAGACCCUCACAUUCAGGCAUGCCGUGCCCUGAUGAUUACUUCCAUCCUUUUGGGAUUUGUAGCUGCAGUUCUCUCACUGCUUGGCAUGAAGUGCACAAACAUUGGGUUGAGUGAUGAAGAUGGAAAAAUGAAGUUUACUGUCACAGGAGGAUUUCUUUUUAUUUUAGGAGGUCUCUGCUCCAUGGUGGCUGUUUCUUGGUAUGCUGCAAUGGUUACUGCUCAGUUUUUUAACCAACUCUACGCUGGAACCAAGUAUGAACUAGGAGAAGCUCUGUACUUAGGCUGGGCUGGAUCUAUCCUUUAUAUACUUGGUGGGAUCUUACUGACCUGUUCAUGCAGAGGGAAGGAAAAACAGAAUUACAGUCCCAAGAAGUAUGCAUAUUCAGCAGCCCAGGCAGCUCCUCAGCCACACAUGUACCCCAGGAGCUCUGAGACGGUCAUAAGCAACAAGGAGUAUGUCUGAGCUUCCAUCCUGCAUCACCUGUAGUGUUAGUGGCUUAUCAACUCCAAUAAGGAAGUGAACUACUUCUUUAUUCUGGUUCCAAGUUGCAAUCCUAUGCCCUAAUUUGGAGCAGUACCAGGAGGAGGUAUGGCUUUCAAUGUAAAUAGCAGUGGUUUUCAGAUGUAAAUAGCUUUCUACAGAAGAUGCUGUGACGUGAAAUCCUGUGGCAUGAAGGUUUUCUGCAUGCUGAGAAGCCUGGUAAAAUUUAACCAGAGUGCAGUAUGUGCUGACACUCAAGAGCAAUGGUUCCUAUUUCAGCUGACUCAAACAUGUGGAACUGAUAGCUCUAUCUGACUGCAAGUUCAUAUGCCCCACAGUUAGAAAUGUGUUUUGUUUUCAUUAAUGUUUAGCUUCCUUCUUUUGUUUAGCAGCUUAAGCUUUUGACAAGAAAUAAACUUUGUUCCACAGACAAACA
This is a messenger RNA of Haemorhous mexicanus (house finch), 1368 nucleotides long. RefSeq names its product claudin-15-like. Bases 237 to 914 code for a protein of 225 amino acids. The transcript has 6 exons. Gene Ontology annotation, cellular component: bicellular tight junction; plasma membrane. The record is from RefSeq and is a predicted model, not a curated record. Gene Ontology annotation, biological process: cell adhesion; bicellular tight junction assembly. NCBI's taxonomy places the organism in Eukaryota, Metazoa, Chordata, Aves, Passeriformes, Fringillidae. Gene Ontology annotation, molecular function: structural molecule activity.